CUUUGGAUCCAUUUUACCCCGCCAAAAACACCGGGCACUUUGUUUGCCCAACUGAUUCAAGAAAUUGUGUCUACAUUGGAAGAACUAUGGCAGAUUCUGGGGCAGAAAGUCCGAAUGAAGAACCGAUGGAGCAGGGUGGAGGAGAACCUGCAGCUGGGAGCUCAGGAUUUACAUUGAAAGCUCCACCAAAAGGGAAAGUCGAGAAAAAUGACCAAGAUUAUGAAGAGAAACUGGAAUCUGAUAGGAGCAAUAGGUUUGGGUUCUUACUGAAGCAGACAGAACUAUUUGCUCACUUCAUGGCCACGGGAGGUGCUGGUGUCGGGGGCAAGGGUCCAACAAGUCCCCUGAAGAUGAAACCAGGCCGGCCCAAACUGAAGAAAGAUGACAAAUCCAAGCUUCAGGCAGCAGGAGAAAUGGAACAGUCUAAAAAGGCCUCGGCGGCAGAUGACCAUCGUCAUCGGCGAACUGAACAAGAGGAAGACGAAGAGUUACUGUCGGAAAGCCGAAAAGCUGUCAAUGUCAUCACACGCUUCGACAGUUCGCCCUCAUACAUCAAAAGUGGAGAAAUGAGAGACUAUCAAGUCCGAGGUUUAAACUGGAUGAUCUCCCUUUAUGAGAAUGGCAUCAAUGGAAUCUUGGCUGAUGAAAUGGGUCUAGGAAAGACACUUCAGACCAUAUCUUUGCUUGGUUACAUGAAACAUUAUCGCAACAUUCCCUCCCCUCACUUGGUUAUUGGCCCCAAAUCCACUCUCGCCAACUGGGUAAAUGAAUUCAAGAGAUGGUGUCCAACACUUCGAGCAGUUUGUCUCAUUGGAGAUCAAGUUCAGAGAGCUAACUUUAUUAGGGACACAAUGAUGCCGGGAGAGUGGGAUGUUUGUAUUACCUCAUAUGAAAUGGUCAUUCGUGAAAAAUCUGUCUUCAAGAAGUUCAAUUGGCGGUAUCUUGUCAUUGAUGAAGCUCACAGGAUAAAGAAUGAGAAAUCCAAGUUGUCAGAAAUUGUGCGCGAGUUCAAGUCUGCAAAUCGUCUCUUGUUGACUGGUACACCUCUUCAGAAUAACCUCCAUGAGCUCUGGGCUCUGCUAAACUUCCUCCUGCCAGACGUCUUCAACAACUCUGAUGAUUUUGAUGCUUGGUUUAAUGCCAACAGCUGCCUUGGUGACAAUGAGCUUGUGGAGCGUCUUCAUUCUGUUCUCAGACCUUUCCUACUCAGAAGAAUAAAAUCUGAUGUGGAGAAAAGACUAUUACCAAAGAAAGAAACCAAGAUCUUUGUGGGUUUGAGCAAAAUGCAGAGGGAAUGGUACACUAAAAUCUUAAUGAAGGACAUAGAUAUUGUAAAUGGAGCUGGAAAAUCAGACAAAAUGAGGCUUCUGAACAUUUUGAUGCAGUUGAGGAAAUGUACAAAUCAUCCGUACCUGUUUGAUGGGGCAGAGCCAGGUCCUCCAUACACUACAGAUUAUCAUCUGGUAGCCAACAGUGGGAAGAUGUGUAUUCUAGACAAGCUGUUACCCAAACUCCAGGCUAAUGACUCACGAGUGUUGAUAUUCAGUCAGAUGACCAGGGUACUGGAUAUUCUGGAGGAUUACUGCUGCUGGAGGAAUUACGACUACUGCCGACUCGAUGGCUCCACGCCCCACGAAGAGAGGACGAAAUCCAUUAGUGACUUCAAUGAACCAGGCAGUAAGAAGUUCAUAUUUAUGUUGAGUACAAGAGCUGGAGGGCUAGGCAUCAACCUGGCCACAGCAGAUAUUGUCAUCCUGUAUGACUCAGACUGGAACCCCCAGGUUGAUCUACAGGCUAUGGAUCGUGCUCAUAGGAUUGGUCAGCAGAAGCAGGUGCGAAUCUUUAGAUUUAUAACGGAGAACACGGUGGAGGAGAGAAUUGUGGAAAGAGCGGAGACCAAACUGAGGCUGGACAACAUUGUCAUCCAGCAGGGGCGUCUUCAGGACCAGUCUGCCAAUAAGCUGGGCAAGGAUGAGGUUUUGAGCAUGAUCAGGCACGGCGCUAACCAUGUGUUUGCCUCCAAGGAAAGCGACAUCACAGAUGAGGACAUCGAUCACAUCCUGGAAAGGGGAGAGCAAAAGACUCAGGAAAUCAACAAAAAGCUUGAGGCUCUCGGAGAAGACAGUUUACGGAAUUUUACCUUAGAUAACAAUGAAGGAUCCAGUGUUUACCAGUUUGAGGGUCAAGAUUACCGAGACAAGCACAAGAUAGGCACCAUCGGGGCGUGGAUUGAACCUCCGAAGAGAGAGAGAAAAGCAAACUACGCCGUGGAUGCCUAUUUCCGAGAGGCCCUCAGAGUCAGUGAACCCAAGGCACCCAAGGCGCCCAGACCACCCAAACAACCAAAUGUUCAAGAUUUCCAGUUUUUCCCUCCACGACUAUUUGAACUGUUGGAUGCUGAAAUCUACAAUUACAGAAAGGGUAUUGGUUAUAAGGUUCCACGGAACCCUGACUUAGGGUCUGACGCUGAGAGGAUCAGGAAGGAGGAGCAGAAACAGAUUGACGAGUCAGAACCUCUGACUGAGGAGGAGAUUCAGGAGAAAGAGGAGCUACUGAAAGAGGGGUUCACAAAUUUCAAAAGAGACUUCAACCAGUUCAUCAAGGCCAAUGAGAAAUAUGGACGUGACGAUUUGGAGAGUAUAGCUAGAGAAGUGGAGGGGAAGACACCUGAUGAGGUGAUGCAGUACUCCAGUGUAUUCUGGGACAGGUGCAAUGAACUUCAGGACAUAGAGAGGAUCAUGGCUCAGAUAGAGAGAGGAGAGGCCAAAAUACAGCGAAGGAUCAGUAUUAAGAAGGCCCUGGAUGCCAAGAUGGCCCGCUACCGCGCCCCAUUCCACCAGCUGAGGAUACAGUAUGGCACAAACAAGGGGAAGAACUACACAGAGGAGGAGGACAGGUUCCUAGUGUGCAUGCUGCACAAGCUCGGCUUUGACAAGGAAAACGUGUAUGAUGAGCUAAGGACAGCUGUACGUCAAGCCCCACAGUUCAGAUUUGACUGGUUCAUCAAGUCCAGGACUGCUAUGGAGCUACAGAGGAGAUGUAACACAUUGAUCACCCUGAUAGAGCGGGAGAACCUGGAACUGGAGGAGAAAGAGAAACAAGAGAGAAAGAAGAAGGGUCCCCGUUCAGGCACUCCAAAGGGUCAGAAGAGGAAAGCUGAUGGAACGCCAGAUGCCAGAGGACGACCAAAGAAGAAGAAGUGAAUGGCUGAUAGGUGACAGGUUCUGAAAUGUCAAAUCUUACAUCUGAUAAAACCCUUAAAAUCUCAGAUCCAAGAAUAACCUGGUUACGCAGUGGAAGUCUGCAAAAGGCUACGCAAAUAGAUAUUGAAUGAUCUUGGUAAAAUUGUACAUCAUUAUACUCAUCACACAUGGACAUCUGUAGAUAAUCACUGCCCCUUCGUCCCCUUGUGCGUGUAUCUGCUAUGUAGGUUACUCAAUACUGUGGUAGAUCAUGUGUCUUAAUCAUCCAUAUCUUAUUUAGGAUGUCGUGUUCUCCAGUGCUACCUAUGUAGAAGCCAUAGGUAACUGGCAUGUCCAGCAGUAGCGAUGUCUUGCAUUUCACAGCAUAUGUUUGGUCUACUGUCAAAACGCCACCUUCAUUGUGACGUUUACUUUGCUUUAUGAGCUCUUUAAAAACAAUUUUUGUUAUGCGAUGUUUGUGUUUUAAGUGUAAUUCUAUUUAAAGAAUGUCAUAAGUCAGCCUGCAGUUUUGUACAUGUGGAAGUUUUAGAAAAUAAAUGUCUAACUUAAUAAUUAU
This is a messenger RNA of Liolophura sinensis, 3759 nucleotides long. Its product is annotated as SWI/SNF-related matrix-associated actin-dependent regulator of chromatin subfamily A member 5-like. Gene Ontology annotation, biological process: nucleosome organization. Gene Ontology annotation, molecular function: ATP hydrolysis activity; DNA binding; nucleosome binding. NCBI's taxonomy places the organism in Eukaryota, Metazoa, Mollusca, Polyplacophora, Chitonida, Chitonidae. Gene Ontology annotation, cellular component: nucleus; chromatin. The record is from RefSeq and is a predicted model, not a curated record.